UUGCGCGCAACACACCAUCGUUCAGUGGCUCCAGCUUUAGGGGAAUUAAUUCUUCAUUUUGUGAAGACGAACAAGUAUCGUCACGAUAGUGGUCAAGAAGAUUGUUUACAACCAGUUCCAAUGCUAUUUAUAUAGCUUUCGUAAAACGCACGAAAUGGCCAACGAACUUAUGUGCCGUGGUUUACGAUCAUUGAAACAUUAGCCUGCUACCUAUUAAAUUUAAAGAUUGAAAAUUCCACAUUCAAAAUUAAACUACAUAUUUCAUGUACGUCUUUUGUCAAUAUUGCUUUUGGUCGUCUUGUUGCUCUGAAGAACUGGAAAUGUCGCUGGGUCAAACGGGAUUAACUUAUCUUAUUCAAGGACAGGUUGUUAUGUUGGAAUUUUGGGUAUCGCUCCAUGUGGUAUGGACUUUUAAAAGUGUUGUUUUUUCUCAAGCUUACAGAUAGUCCCCGAGAUACAUUUUUGUAGCUUUUGAUGCUGGGAAGUUUUAGAGCCAAAUUCCUUCUUUGCUCUUAAUGUAUUCAAGCGUCUUUCAAAAGGGUGCAUUCUCAAAAAUUCUAACAAAUUUGUUGAAUUGAACCAAACUAGCCAAACCAACAUGCUUUCCUCACUUUGGCUGGUUUUAUUGUUAGUAAGGCAAAACGAAAGAGCAUCUUGAUUUUUCUAGUUGUAAGACAUUAUCGAAAAAUGUUGUACAAUAAAAUCACUGCAGCUGAUUGUCUGCAUAACUGCGAAUCCGCAUAUAUCUGAUACCGUGUGUUUCGGGGACUAUCCGUACAUGGUUUUCGGAACCCUGCCGCAGAGCUUUUAAAUUAUUGCUACGAAAAACCGUGCAAAAUGAGCAAGACAUUCAUUUUGCUGCGUUUAUCUGCGACUUGAAUAAUAAAUUGGUAGCCAGUCAGCCCCUGCGCUUGGGGUCCAGUGUAAUUUGAACCCAGACCAGGUGUGCUCAGUCGUUUGUUAGUUUUCUGUUGCUAUAUAUGCGCGAGACGAAAUUUAAACUAAAACCAAUUUAAAAAUGUCCCUGCGAUAGAAUAAACACGUGAUAGUGAAAUACUUGUGUUACGUUCUGUUCAGUACAGAACACCUGUAACAGAAAGUCAAAAAAAAUCUCACAUAAGUUUAGUUGCACCAUAGUGCACCUGUUCCGCGCGAGCCAUGAACAUUGCAUACUUUCCGGGGUUGAAUUGAAACGCUUCACGUUAAUGCUGGAUGUGCGUGUGAUUGGUAAAGCGCGACAGACGCUUCGUAUGUACAAAAGAAACACUUUCCUUCUCUUUCUUGCCUCGCAGCUGUAGCCAGAAAGAGAUGCAUAGCAGUCACAAAACAUGCGAGAAAACAUAAACAUCAGUAGCUUUUCUGCACAAACAAAAGUAAAACCAUCCGAAGAGCUUUCAUCUUCCGCGGAUACGCAAACAGGAAACAGUGUGAUCUAGUUGGCAUGCUGUUGGCUGUACCAAAUUGAAUAAGUUUUUGGCAGAUUAGCAGCGAUGGAUUUGGCAAAACUGGAUGCAACAACUGGACCCGGAAGCGGAUAACUUGUUUCGCGUGAAAACGACGUUGAAGUCGCUCCCUACUUUCACAUUGCAACGUGUGCGAGCGCUGCAGUGGCAAGCGAGAGAAAAAAAACCCGACCCAACGAACGAAAGUAAAAGUUUCUACCUUUGGUUUUCAAACGCGAUUCCGCUUACGGUUCGAUGGCAAAACCUGCGAAGUUCUUGCGUAAUGUUCCUCGCUGGUCGACGCUGUUUCCGGUGGUGCUGUAUGUGCUCUUCAUCCUUUGCAUCCUAGUGUUGGCGUUUUCCUCCCGAAGUCAAAGUGAUGCAAAGCUCAGGAAAGCUGAACACGGUGCCAUUAAUGGUGUCUCAAACAAUGGCCCAAACGUUCCCGCCGUCCCGUCGCUUGUGUACCGAAAGCUGGAAGAAGGUGUCGUGAAUGAGUUGUCCGUGGCAUUUGCUAAAGCCGAUACAAAUGGUGACAAGCACUUGACCGUGCAAGAGUUGGCAAAGUUUAUAAAUUUCAAAAUUCGCGAACACAUCGACGAAGCCAUUCGUACCAAUCCGAUCAUGUUCGUCGAGAUUGACCAUAAACCGCGCGAUGGUCUUGUGAGCUGGGACGAGUAUCAAAGCUACUGGUUGCACGAGAAGGGCAUCCAGGGGGAUAGCCACAUGAAGAAGGCUAUGUUUGAUAAGUUAGAUCGCAAGAUAAAAGAAUCGAUUGCGCGCGAUAAAGCACACUGGAUGGAAGCAGCCCGAACGGACCCACUCAGCUUAACGUUGGACGAAUUUUUGUCGUUCCGGCAUCCGGAAUCGAGCACGGUUAAUUUGCUGAACCUGGUUGAUGAUAUACUGCGGCAGUUCGAUGUGGAUGGCGACGAUCUUUUGACGGUGGAGGAAUUUUCCGACGUGCAAACGACGGAUCUGGGCGAGGGUAAAAAGUUUAUCCUUUCGCAGAACGUACGUGAACGGAAAGAAGAGUUUGCGAAGGUAAUUGAUAAGAACCGUGACGGUAAAGCGGAUCGUGGGGAACUACUGUCGUACGUUGAUCCACGCCAUCCACGCUACGCCAUACAGGAAGCUUCGACGUUAUUCUCUCUGGCAGACACGAAUAAUGAUAAGAAACUUGUAAUGCACGAGGUACUGGCCAGCUCGGCAAUAUUCAUAUCCUCGAAGAUGAUCCAUACUGCGGAAAGUUUUCACGACGAAUUUUAAGAAUUAAAUACAUCCGCUCAGCGAAUGAAAAUGUACGAUCCAUGUUCCGAAAGUGAUGCAUAUCUGUGAAAUAAAUAUGUUAUGUUUGUUUUAUUUAA
This is a messenger RNA of Anopheles funestus (African malaria mosquito), 2809 nucleotides long. It is a transcript of the gene myd, whose product is annotated as 45 kDa calcium-binding protein. Gene Ontology annotation, molecular function: calcium ion binding. The record is from RefSeq and is a predicted model, not a curated record. Lineage: Eukaryota; Metazoa; Arthropoda; Insecta; Diptera; Culicidae. Gene Ontology annotation, biological process: calcium-ion regulated exocytosis. The coding region runs from base 1698 to 2711 and encodes 337 amino acids. Gene Ontology annotation, cellular component: endoplasmic reticulum. The transcript has 3 exons.